CAAAAGCAAGUUCAUCACGAACUGGGCUGACCGUUAUCUCUAUUUUGAUAGAAAACUUAACAACCGUUCUAACAUUUUAAUUAAAAAGGUGACAAAUUUUAUUUCAUUUAAAUUUUAAUUUCAAAGUGACUGUAGCAUGAAUAAAUUGAAAAUACUGUUUUUGAUUGGCGCUUGCUUCCUACAAUGCAAAUGCAGGGAACCAUUCAAGCCGGCUCACGGAAGUCUCCCUUUCUUAGUAUAUUUCCCGUCUCGGUACCGUGGUCUAUGUGUGGGUACGUUGGUAUCACGCGUGGCGGUUUUGACAGCAGCAGUGUGUGUCACCAAUCCCUCAUCACAUAUCAAUAAAGACACGAGGCCUAUCAAUGUAGUGGUGGGCGCCACUUACAGACACCCCCGACGAGGCAUCAGGGUGCAGGUGAUGAAGAUACUCGUGCCUAACCUUGAAAAGAUAGGCGCAGGUAAUCGCGCUUACCUCUUAUCAAUGUCCCCAGCAAUUCUACUUCUGAAACGAAAAGUGCCUGAUAUUUUGACGGAAACACCUUUGAGAGCGAUCGAAAUAGACUAUAAAGGAGAUGAAGUAUUGACUCUGCAGGAAGAAUGCUUUAUGCCGGGUUGGCACUUCUUCUAUAAAGGGGAUGUAAUAUACCCGGUCAAUAAGUUCUUGCUUCAGAGGAACGUUAGGGUCCAGUUCAUGAAUAUUGUGAAGAAGAGCCUGUGGUGUGAAGCCUUGACUAUAAAGUUCCAGAAAGCUCUCAGUAAUUUGGGAUUCUUGGGUUUGUUUGACAAAUCCGCAUGUGUCUGCGUCAGGGAUCCUGACCGCAUAGCUCAGCCGUGUCAUGGCAUGUACGGAGCUCCGCUGGUGUGUCGCGGCAAAGCGGUAGGGAUGUUGAUGGCACCAGACGCACAGUGGUCCAACUGCACGGGAUUCAGUAAUCUUAUUCACAUAUUUUCGAGCAACGCCCUCAAAGAGUUCAUGACUUGCGUCAGCAACUUAUUUGAUCCGGAAGAGAAGUUGAACUGGGCGGCUAUGAAGAAGAAGUUGUAUGACGACAUUAGACCGGACACCUACGACUAUGUACCCGAAAUAUACGACAGAAUCACAAGCUCCAGUGCGUCCUCAUCACAAAUGCAGGAGCAAUAGUAAUGCCUAUAUGGUUAUAAAAAUAAUAUGUAGAACUAAGAAUGUAUCAAUACAUAUCUAAUGAAAUAAACAAGUAAUUUCA
Molecule: messenger RNA, 1223 nt
Organism: Helicoverpa armigera (cotton bollworm)
Lineage: Eukaryota; Metazoa; Arthropoda; Insecta; Lepidoptera; Noctuidae
Exons: 8
Coding region: 137-1141 (334 amino acids)
Biological process (GO): proteolysis
Molecular function (GO): serine-type endopeptidase activity
Source: RefSeq, a predicted model, not a curated record